UAUUAAAUGUAUUUUAUGAAACUGCGUAUAUUGUUAAUCUAGUACAUUUAUUCCAGAGGUGAAUCUAAAUCCAAAAUAUUCGCUUUUAUGAAAACCAAAUUCAAUUUUCUUUCAUAUUGAAGAUCCAACUUGAAUUCAACGUUAUCUAGCUCAAAAUUUCUGUAUAGAGAAGUGAAAACAUAGUUUAAAAUUAGUGAUUGGUAUUGACAUGGCCCAAAGUAUAUUUUUGUCAAUUGUUUUAUCCACUUUAAUUGUGCUUCACUUGGCAACAACAACUAAAGCAUAUUGGCAAAAAUGUUUCGAUGAUUCGUGUCCGAUUAAAUACAUUAAAUUUUCAUCUAAAUCCAGUUCUCGCGACAUUUCAGGUGGUUUAGAUAGAGACAAAACUACUUACUCUUCAAAUGACGAUGGAGUCAGGUUCGAGAUGCAAGCUCCUGCAUCUGGCAUCCCUGGUCAGACAAUAGAUAUUGAAUGGGAUGACGACAACGUUUUAUUUACUUGUAGUGUUCGUGUUGUUACAAUUUAUAAGGACAAUUACACUAUUCAGACUAUUACUGAUUACAAUAUCGCACCAGAAAUAAAUGGAACUGCAAUUUAUUUCAAUGAUAAACUCUACUGUUCCUGGGCUAUAAAGAUAAGCAACUCUACAUUUCCUUAUGAAUUGAUUGAUCCACCUCAAUAUUACAUAUCGGAAAGCGGAUAUCAAAUCUAUUACAACUUGACCCAAACUGUACCCAUUGCUGCAGCCAACUACAGUCAGCUACCUGCAAGUGUCGAACCAUUUGUCGAUGGCUAUGAAUACAAAGCUGUUGGAUCAGAAAAGUAUCUGUUAAUUGCUAGAAUAGCAAAUGAUUCAACUGACUUCUUGUUGAAAGUUAAUGGAGAAACUCCAAGACUGGUUGAAGUGAAUCUGAAAAGUGACAUAAGCAUAAAUAUUGAUUGCAAUUUCGAGGAAGGAACCUUUACUAUGUCCACAAAGUUCUAUGACACAGAAAGCGUAGUAUGGUUUCUGCAGCCUGGAAGAAUCGAUGGAGAUGAAUGCCUUUGGUCAUUAUCUGACUCAUUGAAAGUUCGUUCGUUUCCAGCAAAACUCAAGGAAACAAUCUAUGAAUUGCAGAUCAUUGAAAACAAAAGAUUUGUUUAUUUUGAUGAAAAAAAUUUCAGAAUAAUAACACCUACUUCUGCUUCCAGUUCAUUAAUUAUCGCCAAAUCAUUGUUAGUUUUCUCGUUAAUUUCUGUAAUCUUCAUGUAAUCGAAAGUAUUAAUACCUUGACUUGAAUCUUCGGUAUCUACAAAUUUGUUAAAUAUACAUGUAAAUAAAUCAAUGUAAAAUAUCGCAAA
Molecule: messenger RNA, 1341 nt
Organism: Tetranychus urticae (two-spotted spider mite)
Lineage: Eukaryota; Metazoa; Arthropoda; Arachnida; Trombidiformes; Tetranychidae
Source: RefSeq, a predicted model, not a curated record